AUGGUGUUCGGUCCCCUCAGCAUUUCGUUGGCCCCCUACGUUAGGUCUUCAAAGACCCUCUCCAAGUGGGUCACCCCCAUUGCCAACUGGUACGCCCAGGCUGCUCGCUACAGGCAGUUCGGCUUCAAGUACGAUGACCUCCUCAUGGAGGAGAACCCUUCCGUCCAACGGGCUCUUGGACGUUUGACCGACCGACAGACGUACGACCGUGCCUACCGCCUCAAGAGGGCUUCCCAAUGCAGCGUUCUCCACGCUGAGCUUCCCAAAGAUCAGUGGACAAAGCCUGAGGAGGACGUCCGCUACCUCGCACCCCACGUCAAGAACGUCGUCGCUGAGGAGACCGAGCGAAAGAAGUGGGACAACGUCAUUGUCAAGCGCAAGUAAUCCACCUGCACCGCCUAGACCUACAUUAUCCUCCUACAAUCUGGAUUUUACCAUCAUAGUUCCGUCAAUGAUCACCUAGAAACCUCA
Coprinopsis cinerea okayama7#130 is the source of this 471-nucleotide messenger RNA. RefSeq names its product ubiquinol-cytochrome-c reductase complex subunit 6. The coding region runs from base 1 to 384 and encodes 127 amino acids. Lineage: Eukaryota; Fungi; Basidiomycota; Agaricomycetes; Agaricales; Psathyrellaceae. The record is from RefSeq and is a predicted model, not a curated record. The transcript has 4 exons. Gene Ontology annotation, biological process: mitochondrial electron transport, ubiquinol to cytochrome c.